CAAUUACCCUUUCUUUCGUCUGGUAUUUUCUCUGUCGAGUCCAGUUCUAUGCCAAACCAGAGCUAUUGCCAUGGCGAAUGAUCUUCAACUUCUCAAUAAUUCAAGCACAAAGGCUCAACCAGCAGAAUCAAAGUCCGCAGUUGGUUUAGAUGAGUCCAAACUUCACGAAGGUGUUCCCAAAUGUGGAUUGAAUUUUGAUGAAUGGACUUCACUUAUUUCAGAGACUGAGAUGAAGCACGCGGAUGUCAUUGAGGAGAUUUCAUUGGUGUAUGAUUCAUUCUUGUCCGAGUUUCCUCUGUGCCAUGGAUACUGGAGAAAGUAUGCAGCUCAUAAAACAAGGUUGUGCUCUGUGGAUAAGGUUAUUGAUGUCUUUGAACAAGCAGUUCAAUCAGCAACUUACUCUGUCGGUAUUUGGGUUGACUACUGUAGUUUCAGCAUAUCAGUUUUUGAAGAUCCAGCUGAUGUUCGCAGAUUGUUUAAGAGGGCAAUAUCCUUUGUCGGAAAGGACUAUUUAAGCUAUAGCUUGUGGGACAAGUACAUUGAGUUUGAGCUAUCUCAACAGCAGUGGGAUUCUUUAGCUCUGAUAUACAUUCAAACUCUGAGAUUUCCAACCAAAAAGUUGUCAUAUUACCACAGCAGCUUUAGAAAAUUGACCGAUUCUCUGAGAGAGAAUAUCCAAUCUGAUACCGGGUGCAAUCCUUCAAUGGCCACAGAAUUAGAAGCUUUGCCUAAUGGCGAAGCCCCCAUCUGUUGUACAGACAACGAGCUAUCCUCUGUCAUUAAAGACCUUCUCGAUCUGUCGACUGGGACAGCAAGGUAUAGUGCAUUACAGAAGUAUGUGCAUGCUGGGGAAAAACUCUAUGACGAAGCAUGGCAACUGGAGGAAAAAAUUAUUCACUUUGAGCAUAAAAUCAGGAGGACAUACUUUCAUGUAAAACAACUUAAUGCUGAUCAACUGAAGAAUUGGCAUUCUUAUCUGGAUUUUGUGGAGAUGUAUGGAGAUUUUGACUGGGCGGUUAAACUCUACGAGAGAUGCUUAAUUCCCUGUGCUAGUUAUCCUGAGUUUUGGAUGCGCUAUGUGGAAUUUAUGGAAAUAAAGGGUGGAAGAGAAUUAGCAAUGUUUGCUCUAGAGCGUGCAACAAAAACUUUUCUUAAGAGAGUUCCUGUUAUCCAUCUUUUCAAUUCAAGGUUUAAGGAACAAAUAAGAGAUUUAUCUGGUGCACGUGCUGCUUUUCUUCCGCUUGAUGGAGAUUUAGAUUCUAACUUUGUGGAGAAUAUUAUAUUGAAGGCUAAUAUGGAGAAACGAAUGGGGAAAUCUACGGCAGCUCUUAAUGUUUACAGAGAAGCACUGGAAAUGGUUUUGAUGAAGAACAAAUUGGAUGUUCUACCAUCCCUGUAUAUUCAUUUUUCUCGGCUUAAACACAUGAUUACAGGACGUGCAGAUGCAGCCAUUGAAGUCUUAAUAGAUGGGAUCAGAAAUGUACCUCUCUGUAAAUUACUUCUUGAGGAACUUAUAAACUUCGUAAUGGUGCAAGGAGCGCCAAACCUUAUAAAUUUAGUUGAUCCCAUCGUCGCUAAUGCAAUAUCUCUCAAGCCAGACGUAUCUCGAGGUUGGAGUGAGCAAGACAGAGAGGAUAUUUCAACUCUUUAUUUAAAGGCUAUUGACCUGUGUGGAACCAUUCAUGAUGUAAUGAGGGUGUGGAAUCGACAUAUUAAAUUGUUUCCACAGUCUAUUAGAGCAAUGCCAUAUGAAGACCCCACAUGGACAGAAGCGUUAAAAAUGACCAAAGGAGGAAAACAAACAUUAGAUUCUACUGUAACCAACCAGCCAAUCAAAGACGGUCAGCUUGAUCUAUCAACUCAGCUUCCUCUAGAAGAGAACAAACAAUCUCUGCAAGGAAACCAAAACUUCCAGAAUGACCAAUCUUCCAAUGGGAAUGAACCAGUUUCCUGUUUACUGGGAAAUCGCAAUAAUGAUAUGAAAAAAUCUGCCAUUGAUCAUAUUCAUUCUGGAGAAGCUGAAAUUGAUGCAGAGGCAAGAGUGCAGCAGGAUUCUCCAAAAGUUUCUGAGCAUUAUGGAGAGGGUGGAAAUCAGGUUGAAUUAACACCAAUGCCUAUGGACAACUCAAAAGAAGAUGAGUAUGGCAAUGCUUUGGGACAGAAUUUGAAAAAUCUUUCAAUUGGGAGUCUUUCUCUAAGCCCCAAGAACAAUGACAAAAUAGAUGUACUCCCCAAAGCGUCUCACGAAGGGGAAGCUCCCUUUGAGAACAGUAUGUCUAGUGAAAGUGUCUGCAAUACAGAUGAAGGGGCUUUAAUACACAACCCACAAGGUGUCAGAUCUUCUGGUUCCAUCCAGAUAUCUAAGGAAGUGGCUAGUCCAUCAUCAUCUCCAAGCCACGAUAAACCUAUACACACCCAAGCGCCUUCACAGUUUCAUGCGGGUGCAACUGGAAAUAGGAACUGGCACCAUAAACAUUCUUCUGGUAACUUACAUCAUGACUCCCAACAUCAAUUUCAGUCACAUUCACGGAGAAGACCUCAUCGAACAUGGCAAGAUUCUCCUCGAGACUACCAAGGAAUGAGAUCUGGUCAAACACCAGAUAGUCAAGAUUUUACCUCUGAAUCUAUUGCUUCACAGGAACCACGAGUUGAACGAAGCAGCCAAGAAUACAAUCAGAUUCAAUCUGCUCAGCAGCAGAACUUCCCCACUAUUCAGUCUCAACUUCCUUCUCAAGGUUUUCAAGAGAAGUCUCAAUAUAUUACACCAAACGAGGAGCAAUAUGGUUACAUGCAAAGUGGUCAGGCCCCACAUACCUAUGAACAGAUGUGGCAUUAUUAUUACUACCAGCAGCAGCAGCAGCAGCAGCAGUAUUUUUUGCAGCAGCAGCAACUUCAACAGUCACAGAAUUUUCAACAACUUCAACAGUCGCAGAAUUUUCAACAACAGUAUAACCAGCAGCAACUGCAAAUGCAACAGCAUUAUUUUCAGUCUCAACAACAAUAUCCUUACCAUGUGCAAUUACAACAGCAGUAUCACAUGCAGCAGCAAUUGCAACAAACUCAGCAACAGCAGCAUUUACUUGGCCUACAGCCACAAGAAGUCUCCCAGACAGAUCAGCAAUCAUUUAAACAACAGGAGCAUCAGCCAGAAAAAAUGGAGGAAGAAGAACAAAGGCAGCACACGAAACAGCAGGAUUCUUGACAAAAUAGCGGUAGCAGGCUGAUCAGGAGCAUUACCUGGGCAACCAAAUGAGGCGUUUGUGGCAGGUAACUUAGAUCAUCAUCUGAGCUAACUGUAGUUACACACCAAAAAUGUCAGCAGCUGCACUGAAAGUGAAGAUGGAACUUGCAGAUAUAUCUCGUCGAAAAGGCGAAGCAACAGGAUUUCCUCCUCAUUGCAGUGCGUUUACUUGGCUGCUGAAUCUUCAGAAACCGAUUACAAGGUCUGUAAUCUUCAAUACACCACCUUUUAUUUUCAGCUGUCUUGUCCACUGACCAUAGCAGGAAUCUGUAGAGCAAGAUUAGAGAUUUAUUUAGCUGUGAUUUCUGAAGGUGUGAGAAAGAGAAGAAAAGGAAGAUUACUUUAUAAAUUAGACAAGAAGUUCAGCCUACAAAGUCUAGGAAGAAGAGGUACAGCUAACUACUUGAGCAAUAGAACAAUUUUGCAGGUUGAUAGGUGAAUAGGAAGAAUAGCACUCUUCAAAUUGAGGAAUAUAAACGUUGGGACAUGGAAAUCAUUUGAAAAUUCUGCGCUGGUAAGAGGACAAAACAGAGCCAUUAACAACUCCAAUGGUUCCAACAGAGAUUAGGUUGUAAUGGCCCCCAUAUCAACCCUAUAUAAAUAUAGAAAUUAUGUCACAGCCAAUUUUGAAACCUAUAUUUCACUAUAUUUCCAUUUUUUUGGGUUAAAGA
This is a messenger RNA of Cucurbita maxima (winter squash), 3912 nucleotides long. RefSeq lists its product as uncharacterized. Gene Ontology annotation, cellular component: commitment complex; U1 snRNP; U2-type prespliceosome. Lineage: Eukaryota; Viridiplantae; Streptophyta; Magnoliopsida; Cucurbitales; Cucurbitaceae. The record is from RefSeq and is a predicted model, not a curated record. The transcript has 12 exons. The coding region runs from base 71 to 3202 and encodes 1043 amino acids. Gene Ontology annotation, biological process: RNA processing; mRNA 5'-splice site recognition. Gene Ontology annotation, molecular function: protein binding.